AUGAAAUUCCAUCCGAUGUUUUCGCCAGGCUCGCUUGUGCUCACAAAGAUCAAAGGGUUCCCCGAGUGGCCCUCGCGGGUUAUUGACUACGAGCAGUUGCCCGAGAAGAUUCAGAAGAUACGUCCGGCCUCGGCGGCCGGCAGAAGGCGUCGGCGCGGCGACUCCGACACGCGGUCCGUGUGUGUCAAGUUCUACGGGGACGACGAGUACUUCUGGUGUUCUGAGAAGGAUUUAAAGCCGCUGGACGACGACGCGGUGACCAGCUAUCUUGUCAAGAAGGGCGAAUUGCCCGAUGUGGACGGCAACUUCCGUGUUAAGCGCGCGUCAAAAGUGAGCAGUCUGACCAACGCGUAUCUGUGUGCCAACAACAAGGACGUCUCUGCAGAGGACUUUGCGCUGUACGGCAGCUACGGCAAGGUUGGGGAGGACGACGAGGACUACGAGGAGGACGAGGACGAGUACGAAGAGGAGGAGGACGACGAGGAGGAAGAAGAAGACGAAGAUGAAGAAGGCGAAGAGAGCGACGACGAGAGCGACGAGGAGGAGGCCAGUUACGGCAAGUCUGGUCGCAAACGGUCGAACGGGACGGCGCAGUCGCGGAAAAGACGCAAAGUUGAUGAAAGCGACGACGAGAGCGACGACGAGUCAGGAGAUAGUGACUGGGGGCUGGAUUCCGGCGUUGAGGACGCCGGACUGGAUAUCGAGCCGGUCAAGGCGCACGAUCUGGUGGAGGACGUGAAGAAAAGCACCAAGUUCCUAAGCGAUAUCCGUGUGCAGAUCCAAAAAGUGGCUUUUCCUGCAGACGGCGAGGUUGACUACUCGUCUGCCAACAAGCAGCUGGAGCCGGCCGUGAACAAGCUGGCGGGCCAGAAGACCGUUUCGCGGGCUGUGCUGAAGUCCACCAACAUCGCCAAGGUGCUUGUUCUGAUUCUCAAGAAACCGGAGUUCGCCAAGCUUAAGGUGGCCCGGAAAAUAGCCACCAUAUUGAAGAACUGGCUGGACCUCAAGGUUGCGCCGGACGAGCACUGGGCAGACGACUACGAGAGCGAGCCGGAGGAAGAACAGGAGCCAGAGGAACACAAACAGGAAUCCGUCCCGCCAGAGGUCAAGCCCGAACCCGUGAACGGGUCCUGA
Molecule: messenger RNA, 1134 nt
Organism: Ogataea philodendri
Lineage: Eukaryota; Fungi; Ascomycota; Pichiomycetes; Pichiales; Pichiaceae
Exons: 1
Coding region: 1-1134 (377 amino acids)
Biological process (GO): regulation of transcription by RNA polymerase II
Cellular component (GO): nucleus
Molecular function (GO): double-stranded DNA binding; transcription coregulator activity
Source: RefSeq, a predicted model, not a curated record